AUGGCUUUGCUUCUCCUUCCAAAUACCAUCUCUUUUUCCCUUCUUACAACACCGCCGAAGGUACCCAGAAGUAGAACAAGAACAAGAUUCGCGAGACACCGCCGGUUUCUGGCCUUGGCGGCUUCUCCGGAGUCAAAGGAUGACAAGACUGCUUCUUCUCAGAAAUCAACAAAGUUGGUCACUUUUUGGGGAAAGGUGGCUCCGGCAAGACCACCUCCGCCGUUUUCGCUGCCCAGAAUUCUGACUUUCAAGCAUUUUGCAAUGGCAGGGUUUAGCACAUGCUUGGUGAUACACACUCAAGAUCCCACUGCUGAGUUCUUUCUAAACUGCAAAAUCGGAAGUUCUCCUACACUAUGCAACAGCAACCUUUCGGCUCUUAGAUUUGAAACCACCCAAAUGCUUCUAGGACCUCUGAAAGAGCUAAAGCAAGUGGAUGCUCGUCUUAAUACGACACAAGGAGUUCUUGAAGGGAUAGUGGGAGAAGAGCUUGGGGUGCUUCCUGGGAUGGAUCCUAUUUUUUCCGCGUUAGCACUUGAGAGGCUUGUUGGAUUUUUAGGAAUGCGGCCCAAAGAAACCACAACAAAGAUAAAUUUGAUGUUGUACUUGAAAUAUCUGCGUAAUGCAGCUGAGAAAACUGAUAUUGGGAGGUUGGCGGGUCCUUCAGUUUUGAGGCUUGUGGAUGAAGCCAUGAGUAUAAGCAGCAGUACACCCCAUCGCAAUGGGAAAAUGAGCGCAGAAAUAUGGGACAUUCUGGAACAAAUGUUGGAGAGAGGGUCGUCUGCUUUCUCAGAACCUCAGAAAUUUGGCUGCUACCUAGUGAUUGACCCAGACAACCCAGCAUCUGUUGCUACUGCUUUACGUUAUUGGGGUUGCUCAAUCCAAGCUGGUGCACAGGUCUCCGGAGCCUUUGCGAUUGCUUCACGACAUGUGAAUACAGAAUCAGAGGAAAGACUCAAGAAAACCUUUUCACCCUUGCCUUUUGCUUUCAUUCCACAUCUCCCCUUUGGUUCCCCUCUAGAUUGGAAUGCGAUCAUACUGAACACUGUCAAUGAAAAUGCACGGAAUCUUCUUUCUUUGCCUGCAAGUGGCAGCAGUAGCGUAACACCCUCAGUGAAGUUUGAUGCAGCCAGAAAAUCAGUAACCCUUUUCAUGCCAGGUUUUGACAAGUCAGAGGUCAAGCUGUACCAAUAUAGGGGAGGAUCUGAGUUGUUGGUGGAAGCAGGGGAUCAAAGACGUGUAAUUCAGCUGCCUUCUAAAAUUCAAGGGAAAGUUGGAGGUGCCAAGUUCAACUUCAUAGACAGAAGUCUUGUAAUCACAAUGCGAUAG
Messenger RNA from Prunus armeniaca (apricot), 1326 nucleotides. NCBI's taxonomy places the organism in Eukaryota, Viridiplantae, Streptophyta, Magnoliopsida, Rosales, Rosaceae. The record is from the annotation of a GenBank genome assembly.